Molecule: messenger RNA, 2199 nt
Organism: Pelobates fuscus (common spadefoot toad)
Lineage: Eukaryota; Metazoa; Chordata; Amphibia; Anura; Pelobatidae
Gene: FAR1
Product: fatty acyl-CoA reductase 1
Exons: 12
Coding region: 88-1644 (518 amino acids)
Biological process (GO): long-chain fatty-acyl-CoA metabolic process
Cellular component (GO): peroxisome
Molecular function (GO): alcohol-forming very long-chain fatty acyl-CoA reductase (NADP+) activity
Source: RefSeq, a predicted model, not a curated record
GUGCGGCCUGAGAAGUGCUGUGUGCCAGUCUCUGGGAGCGAAGGAGAACGAGCGGAGCGACGUGCGAGGCUGAGAUCUACGUUUACCAUGAUAUCCAUUCCAGACUUCUACAAGGGAAAGAAUGUUCUCAUCACAGGAGCUACGGGCUUCAUGGGAAAAGUACUUCUCGAGAAACUCCUGAGAUCAUGCCCUGGUGUCAAGGCGGUCUACGUUCUCGUCAGACACAAAGCUGGUCAGGAACCCAAGGACAGAGUCACAGAAAUGUUGAGUUGUAAGUUGUUUGACCGGCUGAGAGAGGAGCAGCCAGACUGUGCCAAGAAAGUUAUUGCAAUAAGCAGUGAACUCACACAACCAGAGCUAGAUCUAAGCAAGCAAGACCAGGAAACGUUAACAGAGACUAUAGAGAUUGUUUUCCACUGUGCAGCUACAGUCCGGUUCAAUGAAUCUCUUAGAGAUGCCAUGCAAUUAAAUGUCAUUGCGACACAGCAAAUGCUUCAUCUGGCCCAGCGAAUUAAAAAACUGGAAGUCUUCAUUCACGUAUCCACUGCCUACGCAAACUGCAACAGGAAACACAUUGAAGAAAUUGUCUAUCCACCCCUGGUUGAUCCCAAGAAACUCAUUGAAUCGCUUGCAUGGAUGGACGAUAGCCUUGUCAAUGACAUCACUCCAAAACUUAUAGGUGACAGACCGAACACUUACACCUACACAAAGGCACUGGCUGAGUAUAUAGUCCAGCAGGAAGGCAGCAAGCUGAACAUAGCCAUCGUUAGACCAUCCAUUGUUGGCGCAAGCUGGAAAGAACCAUUCCCGGGCUGGAUUGAUAAUUUCAAUGGUCCAAGCGGUCUCUUCAUUGCUGCAGGAAAGGGCAUCCUGCGCACAAUGAGGGCCUCUAACAACGCUGUUGCAGAUCUCAUCCCAGUAGAUGUUGUUGUCAACACAACAUUAGCAGCUGCCUGGUAUUCUGGAGUUAAUAGGUAUAGCAGACCUAAAAAUAUCAUAGUCUACAACUGCACGACAGGCGGAACAAAUCCUUUUCAUUGGGGUGAAGUUGAAUACCAUGUAAUUUCCACUUUCAAGAGGAAUCCUCUCGAACAGGCCUUCAGACGGCCCAAUGUAAAUCUAACCUCCAAUCACCUUUUAUAUCAUUAUUGGAUUGCUGUAAGCCAUAAGGCCCCAGCACUCCUGUACGAUAUCUACCUCAGGAUUACUGGAAGAAGCCCAAGGAUGAUGAAGACUAUCACUCGUCUUCACAAAGCCAUGAUGCUUCUGGAAUAUUUUUCAAGUAACUCCUGGGUGUGGAACAACGAGAACACCAACAUGCUCAUGAGCCAACUGAGUAUAGAAGACAAAAAGGCCUUUAACUUUGAUGUCAGACAGCUCCAUUGGGCAGAAUACAUGGAAAACUAUUGCAUGGGGACCAAAAAAUAUGUUUUAAAUGAGGAAAUGUCCGGUCUCCCUGCGGCCAGGAAACACUUAAACAAAUUACGGAAUAUCCGUUAUGGAUUCAAUACCAUCCUUGUAGUCCUUAUCUGGCGUGUGUUCAUAGCCAGGUCACAGAUGGCAAGGAAUAUCUGGUACUUUGUUGUUAGUCUGUGUUUCAAGUUUCUCUCCUACUUCCGGGCAUCUAGCACCAUGAGAUAUUGAGGACUGGAGGUUUUUUUUUCUUUCUUUUUUUUUUCUUUUGCAUCUGGACAUCUAUGCACAGAGCAGCAACCUGCACAAAAUCCGUCAUAUGUAACGUGUCCUUCACGUGUUGCGUACAGCCAUUCUACUAUCUAGGUCCAAAUAACCAAUUCUGUUUACAUUGUAUGACGUUUUCAAGUGUACCUUACAGAUUAAUCACACAAGUCAGAUUGAAAAAGCAUUAAACUGCUAAAAGGUUUAUUAAAAAGAAAUAUAUAUACAUAUUUAGGCAGAGAAUUUUAAAUAUUUUCACAUCAAAUUCAUAUUAAAAUUCAACGUCACAUUUCAUCUUCAGUGCACAGCAUUUAUUGCCUUUAAUGAUUUGCACAGACUUCUUGCCUCCACUGUGGACCUCACUGAUAAAGUCCUUCGUAAAGUUGCACUAAGCAGAGUGGACACUGUUUGAGUGUUACAGUUUGUGUUAUGGCGUGUAAGUCUGAAUAAGUGCUUAUUUACUCAUUUUCUUUGCCCCGUCCCUUUUCAGUCUUAUUUAUUUCAUUUUUUAUUUUAUUUUAU